GGCGAUCAAAAAGUUGCUAAAAAUUGGGAGAAAACAAAAAUGAGUGACGUGCCUUCGAUUAACAUUCAAAACCCAACAAUUUUAGAAAGUGGAUCUAUCUAUGGCGGGACGAUUAAUGGUGGAACUGAUAAUAUGUUUAUUUCGAAAAAAAGAGAUCGGGAAAAGAGUGACCAAAGAGAACAGACAAAAAUGAAACAGAUAAGAAUUGAAGAAUGUUUCCCUCAUGAUGUCAUUCCACGUUCCCAACAUGAACAGGCACAUACUCCAGAACGACAUAUUACGCCGGAAGAUGAAGAAGAAAAAGAGAGUUCUCUUUAUGAUACUUUUCCGGUUCACGUUCGUAAGCGACCUGAACCAAAACCUUUUCUAAAGACCAAAGAAAAUCUUAAUCAAAUUGCUGAAGAAAUUGGUUCAUUUGAAAAGGGGUUUGCGUUACAUUUUGUGAACCAUAUGGUAGAAUUAAUUGAUGAUGUGAAUUUGUUUAAUGAUUCUAUGUCUGAGGGAACCUAUAUUGUAAACGUUCUAGCACCCAUUCUUGGUUACUUCUUUAACAAAAAGAAAAGAGAUUGGCUUGUUGCAUAUGGAGAAACCUGCCUCGAAGCAUGUGCAAUAGAUAUUAAUUCUAAUAAAAAGGAUGAUGAACGCCGAACCUCAGGAAAAAAGAUUGAUACAAUCAUUAGUAUGAGAGAAGAAGAUAAAUAG
Messenger RNA from Funneliformis geosporum, 702 nucleotides. The record is from the annotation of a GenBank genome assembly. NCBI's taxonomy places the organism in Eukaryota, Fungi, Glomeromycota, Glomeromycetes, Glomerales, Glomeraceae.